AGGUCCAAUCAACGGGAGAAAUGUUCCUAGGUUGUGUGACAACGACAAAAUGGUGUUCGACGAAUGGCCCUGGAUUGCCACUUGGAAACCAUCGGCGUACACUUGUCCUAUUUCUGGUGGGUUUUCACUGAGGGUCAUAAGUGGGCUUACAAUGAAGGAUACAUGCGAAAAUGAAUGGAGGAACUCUUCUGUUGAAGUAGAGUGUAGCAAGGGUGGUGGUAUAGUCUUUAUUGCGCCAGUGAAGAGUGAAUGCAAUCCAUUUUCAAAGACCAGUUCUGUAACGACUCUACAUUGUUGGGCUGGUUGGAAGCAGAGGAAUUUUACAUACAUGAUAGUAUCAGCCCAAAAAGAAGCUGAUUACCACAACGAACCACAAUUCUGCAUUCGCUUUCCCAAUACUCUUUCUGAGAAUUUUGAGGCAUUCGUGUAUGUCAGUGUUAUAUGCCCUACAGACAGGGAUGGGCUUGCACCACCUGGUAUCAACUAUUUUAAGCUUAAAAUGAGGAAAAUAAACAACGCAGUAUGUCAAGAUGACAACGAAGUAGAAUGCAGCAAGUUAAAAGAUUCCGGAAUGUGUGACCAUCCUAAAACAGGAUUUUAUCGACAUUGUCUAAAGACCUGUGGAGAAUGUGAUGAAAAUUCAGCUUCACGGAAGACGUGUUCAUUCAGUUCAAAAUUGUAUGGAAAAUGGAGGCUAAUUGAGCGAAACCGAUUUGAGAAAGUUGUCAUAAACUCCUCUCAUGUCGAUUUUUCUGAGAUGGGGGCGUUCCAGUGUUAUCAAAGGACCCCAGACGAGCACCAGUAUACGGUCACCACAGCUUAUAAUAACGGAUGCUCCAAUAGGUACUCAUGCAUCGAAUUAGAAAGACUUGGCAACAAUAUUCUUCGAUACAGAAUUGGUCCUAGUGUUCGAGAGAACCAACCAUACGAGUCUCUGUGUCAGUUUAGGGACGACGAAUACCCCCUACUGGAUACUUACCGCAGUAGUGCUAGGAAAACACUUAUAUAUGAUGAUGGUUUACUGUUUGGAUCAUACUGUGGGUUUGAAGGACGGUUUAUGUUUAAUGGUACCUAUGGUGGACGGCAGUGUUUAGGAAUGAUCUCAGAUGUAGAUCCCAAAACAUGUAACACAGUGACCACUCUAACAGUCCACGGCAAAGAUUGUCAGGGAAUCAAUGAAGCCAAACAAUACCAGUGUUUGCAAUACAUUUACAACACAAGUUCGUUGUUUGAAAAGUAUCUUAUAACAAAAUCAAAAGAUGAAGCAGAGGAAUACAACUGUUGGGUUAAAUACAGUACUUUUGAAUACAAAUACGAUUUUCCUCAGCAAGUGAUCUACAAAAUGCCCACCCCACAGUGUGGAAUGUUCACAAAUGUCCUAGCUCAUCACGACAGACAAGCAGAUGCAGAACUGUUUUUAAAAGUAAAAGAGCCAUGUCAAACGAGAUCUAAUGUAAAAAAUCAACCCACUGUCAACUCAAGUCCGUCUACUGUACCAUACCAGCCUGACAGCCUAGGAGCAGUGGUUCCGAUUCCUCAGACUGUCGACAGUUAUUAUAGCAUAGCAUCUCGGUUUACGCAAUGCACACAUCUCUACUUGGUCUUAGUUUUCUGUUCUCUUGGACAAGCAUUGCGUCAAGUUCUCAGGUGACAAAACGCCAUCAGGAUCAUAAAAAAACUAAUUUAACUUAAUAUGGCAUUCAACUUGGUACUUCAAUUUCAUUUCAGCUAAAAUUUGUUCGCGAUGGCAAAGUACAAGGUUUACCUGACGUCACGCAAA
Molecule: messenger RNA, 1780 nt
Organism: Saccostrea echinata
Lineage: Eukaryota; Metazoa; Mollusca; Bivalvia; Ostreida; Ostreidae
Exons: 13
Coding region: 50-1651 (533 amino acids)
Source: RefSeq, a predicted model, not a curated record